GAGUUCGCAUCCAAAUUGCCCUGAAGAUGGCGAAAAGUUGAGUAAAGAAAGAGUGAGUAUUUUUCAUAUAAAUCUUUAUGUAAAUUUUCUCGACAGCCACUGAAUGAAUGCACACUGUAAACAUAAAGAGUGUACUUCUGGACGUUUGAAGCACGAAAGGCAUCAGAAACGUCGAAAAACAAAAGAAAUCAAUAUUUAAUUAGCGUUUUGAAACUAGCGGAAGAUGAGAAAUGCGUUUUCCAUUGAAGAUUCAAAUUUACACAAAAUAAAAUACAAAUAAUUUGUAUUCACACAAACCAAGUGAAAAGGGAGUCAAGAGGUUACUUCUAAGUUAUCCGGCCCAAAUUAACACCUGAGUUACAUCGGAGAUUAAAUUUAGAAUCAAUGGUAAAAGUAAUUAUUAUAUUGAGAUUUGGGAGAGAUAAAACAGUACCUGAAAAAUACAAGAGGAACUUCAACGUUUCAAGCUAAGGCCCUUCGUCGUGAAGUUAGUAUAGCACAAAGGGCCUUCGCUCGAAACGUUCCUGUAUUUUUCAGCUAGUUGUAUCCCUAGACCCUAUCAAUCUGCAGCUGUCAUAUUAAGAAUUUAAGUACUUCCUCAGUGUUUCUAUGAAAUUCUCAGUUAGAUUAUUCCAAAGUGGAACAAUGUAUAUGAAGAAAGAGUAUUUGUGUACUAUAUAAUAAUAUGUAUACUAUAUUAUUCAUACUCUGAAGCGUAAUGGAGUACCUGAGGAUAUGACCAAAUAAGUAUAUAUACAUCUCUUAUCCGCUCCAUAUUGGAUUACGGCUGAGCUGUGUGGCAUACACGCCUCCCUUCUUUCCUUGUUGAGAAGAUUGAACGCAUACAGCCCCAUACAGAUUACAGAAGCGAUUUUUUUAUUAGUUCAUUGGCGAAGUAAUUUCAAAAAUAAACACGUUGUCUAUAAGCCGAGAAAAUUAAAGCUAAACUCUAAAGUCUACGUUAAUGAACAUGGCUUUUUAUCACAUAUAAAACCACCGACACCGAAAACCACCGACACGGUGUCGGUGGUGAUUUCCUUUGUCUUUUCCUCAUGAAUUAUUAAAUAAUGAGUUUUUUUUUUAAAACUGUUUAAAAACGUUUUUUAAAUGUUUUAAAUCUUUCACUUUCAGGUUUUUCCCGAUGCUUUUAUCAGACGUGAGCUCAAUGGACUUCUUUUACAGUGUGCGAAUCCUGGUUGUUCAUGGCGUGGUGCUUACGAACAGUUGGAAGUGAGUGUGUUGUUUAAAUGAUUUGCAGAACUGAUUCAGUCACAAACCGUUCUUUAGCUGGUAUAAUGACGUAUGCACGUGACUAAUUUCUUACUCAAGAUUGGAUAAUUGCUUCAUGAAUUAUUAAUGGCGAGGUUGCCAUUUUGAACGAUUUACUCAAUUAUAUGCUCGCUGUUCGUCUAGGAACAUGUUCGUACAAGCUGUGAAGGUGCACCCGUGACUUGCAAAUACUGUAAGGAAGAUUUCUUGAGAAAGGUCAUUGAAAAACACGAGAAACACGAUUGCAAUGAGGCUCCGGCGACUUGUGAAUUUCAGGCUGUGGGCUGCAAUCAGGAUAAGGUAAUACUGCAGUUAUUGUUGUUGUUGUUGUUGUUGUUGUUGUUGUUGUUGUUGUUGUUGUGUUUGCAUGUGUAUAGACUAUUGUGUCGACUGUCAUCACAUGUCUGUUUUGCUUUUGUGAUCCGAUCACGAUUCUUCCAUUAGUUGUCAGACUAGUAUAACUUCGUCUUAGUUGCAUGUGAGAAUGCAAGUGCAUGUGGUUCCGGUCUGACUCAAACACCGCAUGUGAAAAUACCGAUAUUUUAUCCUCCAAUAUAUAUAGAAUGUGUCUGGCUUUAUUGGGCGUAAAGGGCGCAGUAUAAGUUGAGUUCAGUUUCCACACGUAUAAUAACACUGCCAGUGGGCAGUAAAAGAAUGUGUAGUGUAAAUUACUGAAUAAAAUUUACCCAAAAUAUAUAUAAAGAGUCAUAUGCAGGCAAAUAGUGGAACAAAAAUUAUGGAAAACUUACCAUACCAAGGGGCAAUUCUAUUUUGCCUUCAUAUUGUGCCCUGAAGGCUAGUAUAUAAGUACGUUUCUGUAUGUCAGGCUCCUGCCGACACGUUGUUCUUCGAAUUUUGUAUUCACUGUGAAAUUUCAGAUACAUUUCUAACAAAAAUGGCUUACUUCAUUUGAAAGCUUGCAAAAACUACAUAUAGCCAUUUAAACGGUUACCUGGGUUUUCAAGUUCUUCUUGAGUUAUGAGUUGUUGAAAGUAUGUUUUCAGACUAGUAUCCAGAAUUUUUGCGAGAUUUUGGCUUAUUUUUCACAUUUGCAACAACGAUAACUCGAAAACCACUUGAAAAUACAGGCUAACCAUUUAAAUGUCCUAUAUGUAGUUUUUUAUAAGCUUUCUAUUGAUGUAAGUCAUUUGUAUUAGAAAUGUAUCUGAAAUUUUACAUUUUUUAAUUGUAAUAGAGUUUAAUACAAAAUUCGAAGAAAAACAUGUCAGCAAGAGCCUACAAGAUAUUUUAACGUCGCCGACAUACGGAAAUGUACUUACUAGUCUUCAGGGCACAAGAUGAAGGAAAAAUGGAAUUGCUCCUCGAUAUGGUGAGUUUUUUUCCUUCUAUCUGCCUGACUUCAACGUCUUAUCCACAGUUGCAUGGGAAAAGUUCAAUAUAAUAAUCUGCCCAACGUUUAAAAAAUGAGCCUAACGAUAGCGAAAAUAAAAUUUUGUGGGAUGUUUAGGUUCUGAGGAAGACUACGAGAAUUAUUGGAUAUAGCAUAUUCUAAUUAAUUAAUAACUUAAUUCAUUUUCAUGUGUAACAGAUAAGUAUAAAAGUCAUUGCAUUUAUUCAUCUUUGAUACAAUUUGUAGACUUUGAAGCGAAAGGAAAUGUGCCAACAUUUGAAUGAUGGAUUGGUAGAUCAUGGCAGGUUACUGCUUCGCAACAUGCUCGUUUUCUUUCCCCAACUGAAGCACUUUAUCACACGUUUGGAUAUUACAGCAAUCAUUAAUAAAUUGCGCGACGACAUCACCGAAAUUCGCGUUAGCUUAACCGACAAAUUUGUCAUGGUUGUCGGGAAGUUUAAUGGCUUAAAAGUACGGAUUGAAG
Molecule: messenger RNA, 3104 nt
Organism: Paramuricea clavata
Lineage: Eukaryota; Metazoa; Cnidaria; Anthozoa; Malacalcyonacea; Plexauridae
Source: the annotation of a GenBank genome assembly